AUGACAGAACUUCUAAGCAACAGACGAGAAAUUUGCCUAAGGAGAGGACAACCUAGUGUUCAAGAGUUGAGAGAACAACCAAGUAUCCAAGAGACAAUAAAACAACCUAAUAACGAACAAACACCUAAUAAUAAAAAGGCCGAGUUAAAAAGUAGAGUUAAUUCAUCGUAA
Molecule: messenger RNA, 171 nt
Organism: Funneliformis geosporum
Lineage: Eukaryota; Fungi; Glomeromycota; Glomeromycetes; Glomerales; Glomeraceae
Source: the annotation of a GenBank genome assembly